Molecule: messenger RNA, 1210 nt
Organism: Desarmillaria tabescens
Lineage: Eukaryota; Fungi; Basidiomycota; Agaricomycetes; Agaricales; Physalacriaceae
Product: glycoside hydrolase family 61 protein
Exons: 4
Coding region: 127-1122 (331 amino acids)
Source: RefSeq, a predicted model, not a curated record
UUCUCCCCCCACAACCUCUCCCAACGCGCGCAACCGUUCCCUAACACCUCACCUUCCUUAACUCGUCUUCCUCAACACCGACAGUCUUUUCUUGCUGCGCCAGCUAUCUUCUUUUCCCCUAACACAAUGAAACCAUCCUUUUUCCUCCCGUUCCUUGCUGCUUCCUACGUCGCCGCACACGGCUAUGUGCAAAAGGUCACUAUCGAUGGCACAGAAUACACUGGCCCCGCAGUCGGUUCUGGCAGUACCGAUGGAAUCACCCGCGAAGUCUCAACCCAAGAUCCUAUCAAGGGUGCUACGAACUCCGACCUUACCUGCGGACCAGGUGCCCUCGCAGCUAGCAAGGUCGCCGAUGCCAAUCCUGGAAGUUCCAUCUCCUUCCUAUGGACCGGUGCUAGCGGUUCACCAUGGCCCCAUAAUGUCGGACCCAUGAUGACCUACAUGACCAACUGCGGCGACCAGUCAUCCGCCGACUACGAUCCAACGGGAACAGAAUGGUUCAAGAUUGAAGAAGCCGGAAGGACUAGCAACGGCACAUGGGCGCAAGCCGCUCUCAUGAAUGGUGUGGCCGCCGAAGUAACCAUCCCAAGCAAUCUCGCUGCCGGAAAUUACCUCAUCCGCCACGAGAUAAUCGCUCUUCAGAACGGCCAGGCUGAAGGAGGUGCCGAGUUCUACGCUUCGUGCACUCAGCUCAAAGUUGGGGGCUCUGGUACUGGUACUCCCCCCAGUAGUGAUCUUGUGCAGUUGCCUGGAGCUUACAGCGACACUGAUCCUGGGAUUCUUGUUGAUGUUUAUUCCAACACGAAUGCCGCGUACACUUUCCCUGGCCCUGCAGUCGUCGACCUUGGUGGUAGCGGCUCAAGCGCCGCUUCUUCCGCUACCUCCACCAACGGACAUUCGUCCAGUGCCAUACCCACUGCCGUCUCUUCUACCACCUCCACCAGAAAGCAUUCAUCCAGUGCCGUACCCGCCUCCGACGGCUCAUCUUCUGUCGUGCCAAAGCGAAGCUGCAAGCUGGAGAAGCCCGCGAUUACCAACGACACCCUUACCAAGAGGGAAACUAGACCCCGCCAUAUAUCUAGAAUCAUGCGCGGUUUGAAUAUUUUUUCUCGCAGGCAUUAACACGCUAGAACGCACCUUAAUGAUCGCACGCUGGCCUGUGCUUUGACAUGCUAGUCCAUGUUUUGUUACGUGUUCUGAUACCCUUUUA